Molecule: messenger RNA, 1407 nt
Organism: Polychytrium aggregatum
Lineage: Eukaryota; Fungi; Chytridiomycota; Chytridiomycetes; Polychytriales
Exons: 4
Coding region: 217-1077 (286 amino acids)
Source: RefSeq, a predicted model, not a curated record
CCGUCUGCCUCGCUCUCGGCAUUCCUCCCUUGAUCACCUGUUGCUGCAGUGCAGCCUGUUCCGUCGAGUUUGCACCAGACUGUCCUCGCGCUGAGCGACUGGCCCGCGACAUCACCCAACAAGCCCCAUACCACCGGCUCUGUCGCUUUCUUGGCCCUCGUUCUCCAACUUGACCCGUUUCCACUGCAGUUCGCACCAGCCACGAAGCAAAAGAAAAUGUCCAGCAAAUCGCCCAAAUGGAGCUCCCGCCUGUUCGAGAGGGACGAGUCUUGCAGCUGCCAUCGUCAGCGACAACCGGCAGAGGCUCAAGGCGACGAUGAUCAGAUCCCCGACGACAAUAAUCAAUGCAGCCUCCCUGACGACAAGCGCUACACUGCAGGAAUCCACUACAAAGCCGGGCUCAAAAUCUCGCGGUCGUCCAGCUCGGUCCUGAUCGACACCACCCUGACAUGGCAAGAGAGGCUCUUCAUCCCGGCCACAGUAACCUCCAUGGAGUCGAAAUACAGUGUCGUCUCACACAUCGCCGAGUUCUGGUGCACACUCACAUCGCCGUUCUUUGCUCUGCCGCUGCUGAUUUACUUGCACGUUCCCUUCAACGACAUCCCGAAUCUGCAACAUGCCUGCAUAGCUGGUGCCUGUCUCUCGGCCUUGGUUUCGCUGCUCUACCAUUGGACACUCUACCGGUUAUGGUCAACAGCCGAUGCCGCCAUUGCUACAAUCACCUUCUAUCUGAAUGUGAUCAGCUUGAACCGACAUUCGCCCAAUCCUCACCCGCUCUGGUUAAGCGAGCUGACAUGGGUAGCGACCUUUGUAUCCAUCGCCGUGCUGUUUGUGCUCAACUGGGAAAAGACACAUCGGAUCAGCGUACAUCUGAUCCUGGUAUGUCUCCCACUAGCACUCUUUGGGUUCUGGUCGAUCGAAAGCUACAUCGGAAUGGUCAGCGGCAUCACUGGCCUACUAUGCUUUAUUCUGGAUCGGAAAGGAAUCGUUGGGACACACGCCAUCUGGCAUAUCCUUGGUGGGAUCAGCUUACUCUGGGGGAUCUGGGAUGCGACUCUGGUGGCGAUUGAGAAGUAGCUGUCGAUGGCGGCGGGUUUCUCGACAGAACCCAAGUCGUAGGACGGCGCGCAUCUCAAUACACGCAAUUUUCUCCACACAUCUGGUUGACGGAUCCAGCCGAUGGAUGUAUUUGCUGGAUCCUGCUGAUGACCCUGCUCGAUCACCGUGCGUAUAUUGCGGGCGAGCAGAGCGAGAGGGUGCGCAGACUUUCGGCCCAGAAGUCCCACCUUGGCUUUCACAGCGCGGCGCCAACUUUGCGGCUGCCGCUCUGACAGAAUCGGUACCGUCCACCGGAAUACCUAGCCCAGGCUCGUCGAGAGACAGCUGCAUGAGCACCCGUUGCGCCGA